Ctenocephalides felis (cat flea) is the source of this 429-nucleotide messenger RNA. RefSeq lists its product as uncharacterized. The transcript is spliced from 2 exons. Lineage: Eukaryota; Metazoa; Arthropoda; Insecta; Siphonaptera; Pulicidae. The record is from RefSeq and is a predicted model, not a curated record. Bases 1 to 429 code for a protein of 142 amino acids.
AUGAAGGUGAUCACUAUUGAUGAAAAUGAAAGUGCCAUCAGUGUAUGCAGGAGGGUGCUAAGUGGCUCAGAAACUGAUGAAAGAUUUCAAAAACUGGAAACAGCUGUCGAUGGUACUGUAUGGACAAAAAUUGCCGAAGGUGGUACUCCAGGAAGGUCAUCAUCUAAUUGUGUUUUCAAGGGUGUGAAAGGGCCAACAAGCUAUGCAAAAAAAAUAUUAUUACAGUGCACAGAAGAAGAGGGCAGUCGAAUUUCGGAGUACGAUUGGACAACAUCGUUACCGGAAAUACGUGUAUUUAUUGGAAUUUUAUAUGCUCGUGGGGCCUAUGAGGCAAAAAAAUUGAAAUUGACUUAUUUAUGGUCAGCAAAGAAGACAUGGCAGAUCGAAGGUAAAGAAAAUAUACCGUGGAAUCCAGUUCCAAUCCAGUAG